Molecule: messenger RNA, 1038 nt
Organism: Jaculus jaculus (lesser Egyptian jerboa)
Lineage: Eukaryota; Metazoa; Chordata; Mammalia; Rodentia; Dipodidae
Gene: Fam216a
Product: family with sequence similarity 216 member A
Exons: 7
Coding region: 16-807 (263 amino acids)
Source: RefSeq, a predicted model, not a curated record
CCAGCUCCUCCCGGGAUGGCGGGGACUCGCCAGUCCCUACCUCUUCGUGAGGUGGGGCUUUCUAAGCACCAACGUGACAGGUGGCCAUACAUACCGGAAUAUUUUACUGUCUGGUGCCAUCGGGGACUUUUAUUAAAGAUGGGAUCAGCUAUAGCUGCUUAUUACCAGAAUUCCAAAGGUACUGACAGAAUGAAAGAUGGACACAGAAUGAACUCACACAUCUCCAAGCUGCAAGAGUUAUGGAAAAUGCCUCAAAUUCAAACUAUUCACAUACCUAAAUCAAUGACAGAUACAUCCUUUCUAAAGCAUCCAGACCUCACCACAGGCCAGAAGCGUUACCUCUGCAGCAUUGCUAAGAUCUAUAACUCGCACUAUCUGAGGGCUUUAAUGAAGAGACAGUAUGUGCACGUGUUUCAUCGCGGCUCACAAAAGCCAGGUGUCCUCACUCAUCACAGGAGCCGCCUCAGCUCUCGGUACCUGCAGAAACAGCAUUCCCCCUGCACUACAUGGAGGCACCAAAUGGAGAGAGAGGACUCUUCUAGCAUUGCAGCUGCACAUGAAAUGAUCAUACAUUCCCUUUGGCGACCAGGGAGGAACAAAGAAGGGUUAAAAGCUGGAUAUGCACCAAAACCAAGAUGUAAGUCACUGAAAAUUUUCAGAAGACCUUGCAGGCUAUUCAUGGAAUCAGUUUCCUCACAUGAUUCUGAAUCAUACAUGAAUGAAGAAAAAAGGGAAGAAGAUUUACUGAAUAAGUGCAUGCAGUCGAUGUCAAUUGAAGAACAGGGAGAACGUCUGGUGUUAACUUGAGUCUUUUUUUAUGUACCAAAUUCAACCACCAGUACUAUGCCAGUGGUGCGGAGGUCACCAGUUGUGUUCUCAAGGUUUGGAUGUGUUAUUGGCCAUUGUCAUUACUUUGGUUUGUUCAGAAAUUUACAACAGUGUUCUUAGUCUAAUGUACUCUCUGUACCAAUGAUAUUUGUGUAAUAUAUGCUUGUGUUUCUAGCUAGGAACAAUUAAAAUUUUUCUUGCCACAUAAAA